Anopheles coustani is the source of this 699-nucleotide messenger RNA. RefSeq names its product actin-histidine N-methyltransferase-like. The transcript has a single exon. The record is from RefSeq and is a predicted model, not a curated record. Gene Ontology annotation, biological process: peptidyl-lysine dimethylation; peptidyl-lysine monomethylation; peptidyl-lysine trimethylation. Bases 1 to 699 code for a protein of 232 amino acids. NCBI's taxonomy places the organism in Eukaryota, Metazoa, Arthropoda, Insecta, Diptera, Culicidae. Gene Ontology annotation, molecular function: histone H3K4 methyltransferase activity; protein-L-histidine N-tele-methyltransferase activity; transcription coactivator activity.
AUGAGCAACGGGAUGACGAAACCCCUUUCGAAGGGGAAAGCAAAGGAAUUGAACGGACUGUUGGAACAGUUGAUGCAACUAGGUGCACCCGAUUAUGACGCUGUUGACGCCUGCUUGGAUCAGCAUCGGAACAUGUACGGCGUGCUGGAACGCAUCCGACGGCUGGAGCCAAAGCUUCGCACUACAAACGAUCGUCCGCGGAUGGAAAAUGUGGAAAACUUCACCAAAUGGGCCACCGGUAAAGGGUGCACGCUAAAGAACGUGCGCAUCGCAGAGCAGGCCGAAUACGGUGGACUUGGCCUGGAAGCGACCGGUACCAUCUCGGACACCUUCAUCGAGGUACCACGAUCGCUGUUCUUCUACAUCGACAAUAGUGACCGCUUUAGGAAGCUGCUCGAGCUGAUGCCGGCGGCUAUGAUGCGCGAUCAGGGCAAUGUUAUGCUUGCCUUAGGCCUCAUUAUGGAGCGCUUCCGGAAGGAUAGUUUCUGGGAGCCGUACUUCGACGUGUUUCCGGUGCGCUACACAACGCCACUCUACUACACGCCGGAUGACGCGAGGGAACUGAUAAACACGGAAGCGUUUUUCCCUGCGCUUAAGCUCUGCAAAACCAUUGCGCGGCAGUACGGAUUUAUCCGUAAGUUUGUUCUGGACAGUGUCGAUGACCUUCGGAAUAACUUUACAUACGAUGUUUUUCGGUAA